Messenger RNA from Plasmodium yoelii, 462 nucleotides. Its product is annotated as conserved Plasmodium protein, unknown function. The record is from RefSeq and is a predicted model, not a curated record. Lineage: Eukaryota; Apicomplexa; Aconoidasida; Haemosporida; Plasmodiidae. The transcript has a single exon. Bases 1 to 462 code for a protein of 153 amino acids.
AUGAAAGAAAAAAAAAAAAAAAAAAAUGAAGAAAUUGACAACUCCCUGUUUACUGUUUCUCGUUAUAUUCCUGAUGGAGAAUUUACUGAAGAUGAUUUUACAAAAGUGGUAGAAAAGAAGAAGGAAGAAAAUGACAAGGAGGAAAAGGAAGAAAAGGAAGAAAAAAAAAAAAAGGAAAAGAAGGAAGAAAAUAUUAACAAAACUAGCCAAAACAAUUUUACAAAUGUAAAUAAUUUAGAUAUAAUUGAUGAACAAGCAUGGUUUAAUAAUUUAAUCAAAAAUACUGAUCAACAAGAUCUUAGUGAAAAUUCAUAUGACUCAGAAUAUGACGAAAAUAUUAUUAUAAAUUCAGAUAACAUUUUUAAAAAUAUAUAUCCUUUUUUUAAAACAGAAGAAGAUCCUAAUUAUUUUCUUGAGAAAAAGGAGUUGCACACAUUUAUAAAACAAAACCGGUUAAAUUGA